Messenger RNA from Sturnus vulgaris (Common starling), 2074 nucleotides. It is a transcript of the gene ZBTB7C, whose product is annotated as zinc finger and BTB domain containing 7C. The record is from RefSeq and is a predicted model, not a curated record. Lineage: Eukaryota; Metazoa; Chordata; Aves; Passeriformes; Sturnidae. Gene Ontology annotation, molecular function: DNA-binding transcription factor activity, RNA polymerase II-specific; protein binding; RNA polymerase II cis-regulatory region sequence-specific DNA binding. Gene Ontology annotation, biological process: regulation of transcription by RNA polymerase II.
GGUCCUGGAGGGUGCAGGAGAGGUACCUCCUAACAUUUUCCCCAUGGAAAGUUAAAGGAUUGGGACUUGACCAAAUUUCAACUCUCAUACUCCAAGACUGACCCUGCUGAGAGCCCCUGAGAUACUGAACUCUAUGAGUGGAGACCACUUGACUGCACUCAGCACCUUUCAGGAUCAGGCUUUAGGAAAUGGUCAGAGGAGCGAGAGGAGUAUCACCAUUUUGAAACAAAACCAAGGGUACUGGGCACUAAAUGAGAAUAUGGCCAAUGGCAUUGAAGAUCUUAUCGGGAUCCCAUUCCCGAACCACAGCAGCGAGGUGCUGUGUGGUUUGAACGAGCAGCGGCACGACGGGCUCCUGUGCGAUGUCAUCCUCAUCGUGCAGGACCAGGAGUACCGCACCCACCGCUCCGUCCUGGCUGCAUGCAGCAAGUACUUCAAAAAACUCUUCACUACCGGCACUUUAACGGACCAGCCCUAUGUUUACGAGAUUGACUUUGUCAAGCCUGAAGCACUUUCUGCCAUCCUCGAGUUUGCCUACACCUCAACUCUCACCAUCACCACCUCAAACGUCAAGCACAUCCUCAGCGCCGCCAAGAUGCUGGAGAUCCAGAGCAUCAUCAACGUCUGCCUUGAAAUCAUGGAGCCUGACAGAGAGGCCGAGGAGGAGGAUGACAAAGAGGACGAUGACGAUGAUGAAGAUGAAGAUGAAGAUGAGGAGGAGGAGGAAGAGGAGGAAGUGGAAGAUUUUGUCAAUCAGGAGAACCUAGGUGAUGUACAAGAAGUAAGCUGCCACCAAAGCCCUUCUGAGUCCGAUCUUACCGAAGAAGCUUAUACAGAAGCGCCUAAAGAUUUUCCAAAUCACUUCCCAGCCAGUAACUCCUCUGGACACUUGGGCAUGAUACGAGACUUCUCCAUAGAGUCCUUGCUGAGCGAAAACUUGUACCCUAAGGCAAACAUCCCAGAAAGGAGGCCAGCUCUGUCUCCUUUCGCCCCCAGCUUCUUCCCCCAUCUGUGGAACGGCGACUUUAACUCCUUCCCUCAACUUGAGGAGCCACAAGUAGACAACGGCCCUUUGGAUCUGGUGAUCAAAAAGAGGAAGAUCAAGGAAGAGGAGGAGAAGGAAGACUUGCCUCCGCCUCCUUUCCCUAAUGACUUCUUCAAGGACAUGUUUGCCAACACCCCAGCAGCUCCCUUAGGGCAUAUUAAGGCAGAGACUGACUACAGCGCUUAUCUCAAUUUCUUAAGCGCUACCCAGUUUGGUGGAGUUUUUCCCCCGUGGCCCCUGGAGGAAGAAAGGAAAAUAAAGCCUAAGGCAUCCCAGCAGUGUCCCAUCUGUAACAAAGUCAUCAUGGGAGCCGGCAAGCUGCCCAGGCACAUGAGGACCCACACGGGGGAGAAGCCCUAUAUGUGCAAUAUCUGUGAAGUUCGCUUUACCAGGCAGGACAAGCUCAAAAUCCACAUGCGGAAGCACACGGGGGAGCGGCCCUACCUGUGCAUCCACUGCAACGCCAAGUUCGUGCACAACUACGACCUGAAGAACCACAUGCGCAUCCACACGGGCAUCCGGCCCUACCAGUGCGAGUUCUGCUACAAGAGCUUCACCCGCUCCGACCACCUGCACCGCCACAUCAAGCGCCAGAGCUGCCGCAUCGCGCGGCCCAGGCGGGGCCGCAAGCCCGCAGCAUGGCGGGCGGCCGGCCUGCUCUUCGCUCCCGGCGCCCAGCCCGUGGAGAACAGCUUCGUGAUGCCCCCCACGCUGGAGGAGAUGAGCAGCCACCUCGGCAGCACGGCCAUGUGCCUUCCCGGCCCCAGCCCCAAACAUUUCCUGAGCGGGGCCAAGACGCCCUUCAGCCUGCAGGAGCUGGAGAGCCAAAUUGAAGAAACGCAGAUGAAGCUCCUCAGGCGGGCCCAGAUGGACAUGGAGAGGAACGCGGGCAUCUUCGCCUUCGCCCUGGGCCACAAUGAAAACCUCGCUGCCCAGCCCUUCUUCCCUCUCCCCGACCCUUGGAGCACAGGUUUCAGUGGCUUGGCGGGGCUCGGCCACGUGGCUCCCAUCUCAGAGGCCAGCAACUAA